GUCCUGCAAACCGAAGAGCCCCACCUUCUACCUGCGCGCAGUCACCGCCUCCGUGAACUUCGACACAGGUGGUGACCUGAACGACUUCAUGCACGGCUGGCUGAACUAUCAGAUUGAGCACCACUGCUGGCCAGAUCUCUCCAUGCUGGCCUACCAGAAAGGCCAGCCGGAGCUCAAGCAGAUCUGCGAAAAGUACGGCGUUCCGUACGUGCAGGAGAAUGUGUUCGUCCGUCUCAAGAAGACCUUGGACAUCAUGAAGGGGAAGUCUCAGAUGCGCAGAUAUCCUGACACCUUCGAGCGGGAGGUGGAUAUGAUGGUGUGGCGAGACCAAGCGGGUAGAGUCGUCGCCUGA
Molecule: messenger RNA, 352 nt
Organism: Symbiodinium sp. CCMP2592
Lineage: Eukaryota; Dinophyceae; Suessiales; Symbiodiniaceae
Source: the annotation of a GenBank genome assembly